Molecule: messenger RNA, 730 nt
Organism: Nestor notabilis (Kea)
Lineage: Eukaryota; Metazoa; Chordata; Aves; Psittaciformes; Psittacidae
Gene: IFT46
Product: intraflagellar transport 46
Exons: 8
Biological process (GO): intraciliary transport; cilium assembly
Cellular component (GO): motile cilium; centrosome; intraciliary transport particle B
Source: RefSeq, a predicted model, not a curated record
GGACUUCAGUAUAGCAGAUUACGACUACCUGCCCGUGUCUUCUGAAAUCAAAGAACUCUUUGAGUAUAUCAAGAGGUACACUCCCAAACCAAUAGAGAUUGAGUACAAACUGCAGCCUUUCAUUCCAGACUUUAUUCCUGCAGUUGGGGAUAUUGACGCAUUUCUAAAGGUUCCCCGUCCCGAUGGCAGCCCUGAUAACCUGGGGCUGCUGGUCCUGGACGAGCCGUCGACCAAGCAGUCAGAUCCCACCGUGCUCUCCCUUUGGUUGACGGAGAACUCCAAGCAGCACAACAUCACACAGCAGAUAAAAGUGAAGAGUGUGGAGAACGUAGAGAAGAACCCCAAAGCCAUUGAGAGCUGGAUUGAAAGUAUCAACGAACUGCACCGCUGCAAACCCCCUGCCAGGGUCCACUACACCCGGCCAAUGCCUGACAUAGAAACCCUGAUGCAGGAAUGGUCACCGGAAUUUGAGGAGCUCUUGGCUAAGGUGGGGCUCCCAACGGCGGAGAUGAGCUGUGGUCUGGCCGAGUACGUCGACAUGAUCUGCGCUAUUCUGGACAUUCCUGUGUACAAGAGCCGGAUCCAGCCUCUGCACAUCCUCUUCUCUGUCUACUCCGAGUUCAAGAACUCACAGCAUUUCAAGCCCCUGGCUGAUGGGAAGAAGGGCAGGAGCCCACCAUCCAACCCACUUUCGCAAGCGGCAGAGGUGGAGGCGUUAAGCUUUACUUGA